Miscanthus lutarioriparius is the source of this 1833-nucleotide messenger RNA. The record is from the annotation of a GenBank genome assembly. NCBI's taxonomy places the organism in Eukaryota, Viridiplantae, Streptophyta, Magnoliopsida, Poales, Poaceae.
AUGGGCAGCUACAAGUACAAGUACUGCAUGUGCUUCACGCGCAAGUUCCGAUCCCCCGACGCCCAGCCGCCACCCGACGUCCGCGCCGCCUACCUCUCCUUCAACUCCGACGUCCACGCCCUCCGCCGCUUCCUCUCCCAGGCGCAGGCCGAGCACCCCGCCGACGUCGACCGCAUCCACGCCCUGCUCACCGCCGCCUCGGGGGGACAUGGCAUCGCCCGCCUCGUCACCAGGUCGCCGGCGCCGGCGAUGCCCACGCUCGACGACUUCUUCGCCUUCCUCUUCUCGCCGGAACUCAACCCGCCCAUGGCUCACCAGGUUCACCAGGACAUGUCUGCCCCAAUCUCUCAUUAUUUCGUAUUCACCGGACAUAAUUCCUACCUAACUGGGAACCAGCUCAAUAGUGACUCCAGCGACAUCCCAAUUAUAAAAGCAUUGCAGAGAGGUGUUAGAGUCAUUGAACUUGAUAUGUGGCCAAAUUCUUCAAAGACAAAUGUCGAUAUUCUUCAUGGCGGGACAUUGACUGCGCCGGUAGAAAUGAUCAGGUGCUUGAAGUCCAUUAAAGAAUAUGCCUUUUGUGCAUCAACAUAUCCGCUUGUUAUCACUCUUGAGGAUCACCUUACACCAGAUCUCCAAGCCAAAGUAGCUAAGAUGCUCACUGAAACAUUCGGAGAUCUACUUUUCAUACCUAGUUCAGACCCAAUGAAAGAGUUCCCCUCUCCAGCAGCUCUGAUGAGGAGAAUAAUCAUCUCGACUAAACCCCCACAAGAGUACAAGGAGUUCGUCAAAGUUAAGGAUAACCAAAAUGGCAGUGGAAACAUAGCUGAUUUGCCAGACACAGGAAGCCUAAGAAGAAUAGAUUCAAAUGCUGAUAACCAAAAUGGCAGUGGAAAUCUAGCUGUAGACACAGGAAGCCUAAGAAGAAUAGAUUCAAAUGCCGAUGAAUCUGAUGGAAAGGAUGAACUGGAUGAGCAAGAUGAGGAAGAUUCCGACGAGGAUGAUCCCAAAUUUCAGCAGGACACUGCCUGUGAGUAUAGGAAUCUGAUCACCAUCCAAGCUGGCAAACCAAAAGGCCAUUUGCGGGAUGCGCUAAAGGUGGAUCCAGAAAAAGUCAGGCGGCUUUCUUUGAGUGAGACACAGUUAGCUAAAGCAACAACUUCUCAUGGGGCUGAAGUCAUAAGGUUCACCCAGAAUAAUAUACUCCGUGUGUAUCCAAAGGGCAUGAGAGUUAAUUCUUCAAACUAUGAUCCAAUGAAUGCCUGGACUCAUGGUGCUCAGAUGGUUGCAUUCAACAUGCAGGGGCAUGAUAAAGCGCUCCGGUUGAUGCAAGGAUUUUUCAGAGCCAAUGGGGGCUGUGGGUAUGUUAAAAAACCUGACUUCUUGCUAAGGACAGGUCCAAAUGGGGAAGUAUUCGACCCCAACGGUAGUUUGCCAGUGAAGAAAACUCUCAAGGUAAAGGUAUAUAUGGGAGAUGGAUGGCGCAUGGAUUUCAGCAAGACUCAUUUCGAUGCCUUUUCACCUCCAGAUUUCUAUACCAGGGUAGGGAUCGCUGGAGUGAUGGCGGACACUGUGAUGAAGAAGACAAGGGUGAUCGAAGACCAGUGGGUGCCAGUGUGGGACGAGGAGUUCACAUUCCCUCUGAGGGUGCCGGAGCUGGCCCUCCUGAGGAUAGAGGUGCAUGAGUACGACAUGUCGGAGAAGCACGACUUUGGGGGGCAGAUGUGCCUGCCGGUUUGGGAGCUGAAGCAGGGCAUCCGUGCUGUGCCCCUGCACGACCGCAAGGGCAACAGGUACAAGUCUGUCAGGCUCCUCAUGCGCUUCGAUUUUGUCUAG